Messenger RNA from Photinus pyralis (common eastern firefly), 1533 nucleotides. Its product is annotated as retinol-binding protein pinta-like. Gene Ontology annotation, molecular function: phosphatidylinositol bisphosphate binding. Bases 290 to 1219 code for a protein of 309 amino acids. The record is from RefSeq and is a predicted model, not a curated record. The transcript has 6 exons. NCBI's taxonomy places the organism in Eukaryota, Metazoa, Arthropoda, Insecta, Coleoptera, Lampyridae. Gene Ontology annotation, cellular component: membrane.
UACAGACGACCCUUUCCUUUACUCCCAUUGCAAAUUUGAGAAACAACAUUGAACGUUUUCUUUUGAACUAAAUGAGCUGUUUAACCGAAAAGUCCUGACUGGCGACUGCAGUGAGACGCUGAGACCAUUAAAAUAUUAUCAAUUUUGUGCUAAUAUCUUUGGACUGGACGAUCGUAAUAAUUACGAUCGAAAUGCGUAGAUACAGCACACAUGGUUUGUAAUCAGACAGGAUACUUUAACCAAAGGCAUUGAAUUUAUAGAUAGUUAUAAAUUCAAUGCCAAAGGUAACAUGUAUCGAGAAAUCACAGAUGAAUUGAAACAAUCGGCUGAGUGUAAGUUAAAUGAAGUCUCGAGCCGCAUUGAGGACGAUAUUGAGCACAUACGACAAUGGAUGGCCAAGCAACCGCAUUUAAGUUUUGAAAUAGACAACCAGUUGAUAUUGUCGUUUCUCCGCUGCAGUAAAUUCAGCUUACAACAGACGAAAGAAAAAAUUGAUGCUCACUACACUGCAAGAACCAUCAUGCCGGAAAUGUUUAGUAAUAGAGAUCCCUUUCUUCCAGAAAUCCAACACUUGCUGAACGCGGGUGUAAUGUUACCGUUGCCAAACUUGGAUCCGGGCGAUGGUUCCAGAAUCAUUUGUGCUACAUAUGGUCGAAAUCUUGACCCUAAUUUAGUAAACCUAUACAAUGUCUCCAAAUUGGUUUAUAUGGUUUUGGAUAUUUUACUCAUGGAAGACGACAAUAUGAUAAUAAACGGCAUAAAAAUUUUAGUACAAGCCAAAGGUUUUCCUCUUGGGUUUCUUCCUAACGUAACACCGGUGUAUAUGAAAAAGCAUUGGUACGGUAUAGAAAAAGGAUUUCCGUUUCGAAUUCAGGAACUUUGUGUAGCCCACUUACCUGCCCCAUUUGUGUUUGCUUACAACGUACUGAAAAAGUUCGCAUCCGGUAAAAUGAGCCAACGAAUGGUAUUGGUUAGUGAAUCGAAGAUUCCAGAAUUAUGUCAGAAGUCGCCACAUUAUUUUCCAAAAGAAAUGGGUGGUAACAAUGGUUCCGUACAAGAAUUAAUAGUUACUUGGAAGAAAAAAGUAGAGAGCUACAAAGAAUGGUAUUUGCAAGAGGAAACUAAGAAAAGCUACGAGAAUUUACGUAUAGGGAAACCAAAAACCUCGUCUGGAGAGCUUGGAGUGGAAGGCUCGUUUAGACAAUUAGAUAUUGAUUAGAAGACAUUUUAAUGAAUUGCACAUAACGAGAAUUUUAAACAUUUUUGAUCUUUCUUAUAUAGGUACCUACGUUCAAAAAAGAACUGUCACCGUACAAAGCUAGGUACAAAGUGUGCCAUAAAGAGAGCACAAGAGGGUGACACAUUCAUAGCAGGCGGUUGGUUGUGACGAAGCAAUUUGUCUCGUAGUAACAUAGUAUUAAUUUUUUGCAUGUUCAUAAUUCAUCACCGCCCGGUGUGGAGCGACAUUUGGGCUUUAUCUUAACCUACUUGUACCAUAGUGUAAGAAUGAGAAUACACUAUGCUUGUACCAUA